Molecule: messenger RNA, 684 nt
Organism: Debaryomyces tyrocola
Lineage: Eukaryota; Fungi; Ascomycota; Pichiomycetes; Serinales; Debaryomycetaceae
Source: the annotation of a GenBank genome assembly
AUGGCCAUUAAGUUAUAUGAGUUAAGAGGAAAGAAUCCUGAUUUAAUUUGGUCAUGUAACCCAUGGAAAACCAGGAUGUGCCUCAAUUUGAAAGGUAUAGAAUUUGAAUCUAUUCCUUUAACUUAUUUGGAAAUACAUAGCGUUCUUCCAGAAGUAUUGCAUAAAACAGAAGGAUGCACGGUUCCAGUAUUAGUCGAUAAUGAAAUGGUUAUACAAGAUUCCUUCAAGAUUGCUCAGUAUUUAGACGAACAUCAUCCUGGUCCAUCAAUUUUUUAUGGUGGCCUGGCAUUGCAAGAGUUUGCUUAUAAUUGGAUGGAAACGGCAAUUCUUUUCCCACUAUUCAAAUUAACUAUUUUAGAUAUUGCUGAUAAACUAGACGAAGGAAGUAAAGAAUUUUUCUUGACAGCUAGAACCCAAAUGUUUGGUAAUCUCAAGCAAUUAACUGCAGUCAAUAGAGAUGAGAAUAUCAAUUAUAUUCAAACCAACUUGGAUUAUCUUUUAGAAAACUUAAAGACCCAUAAAUUUAUUUCGGGAGAGGAAAUUGGUUUGGCUGACAUUUCGCUAGCUUCGUUUCUACAUAUGACGUUUUUAAUGAAUGAAGAUGUUUUCAAUGUUGUCACUGAAAGUGCCAAUCGUGCUACGUUCACCAGGUGGUGGAAAGAUAUGAAAACACUAAUCAGGUAA